Pundamilia nyererei is the source of this 1694-nucleotide messenger RNA. RefSeq names its product ethanolamine kinase 1 (gene etnk1). Gene Ontology annotation, biological process: phosphatidylethanolamine biosynthetic process. Bases 202 to 1284 code for a protein of 360 amino acids. Lineage: Eukaryota; Metazoa; Chordata; Actinopteri; Cichliformes; Cichlidae. Gene Ontology annotation, molecular function: ethanolamine kinase activity. The record is from RefSeq and is a predicted model, not a curated record. Gene Ontology annotation, cellular component: cytoplasm. The transcript has 8 exons.
CUUUUUUCCCCUGGUGGGUGGGGCUUUUUGAGAGGCGUUGCCGCACAGCAAGGACUCAGGGAUUAUAUACCCUGUGCUGGUCUUCGAGCAGUUUCAUACAUUGCGCAUUUGGAAGCAGAUAGGUGUACCGCAGUUUAAGAACAACAGCAACAAAAUAAUAAUAAUAAUAUUUCAAGUAUUUCAACAAAUAUCGACUCCGCUAUGGCUAGCUACAUCCAUGUUCCCGACGAGGCUCCCGCUGUGCCCAAAAUAGAUGUGACAGUUGACGAGAACGACUACAGACCUGGUGCACUGAAACUGAUGAAGGAGCUGAGACCAAGCUGGAGGCCGUUCGAGAUCAAAAUGAAGUUUUUCACAGAUGGAAUAACCAAUAAACUGCUUGGCUGCUACGUGGGUGCAACCAUGCAGGAUGUGGUUCUGGUCCGUAUUUAUGGCAACAAAACAGAACUGCUGAUCGAUAGGGAAAAUGAGGUGAAGGGUUUCAGAGUACUGCAUGCACACUGCUGUGCCCCACGCCUUUACUGUACCUUCAACAAUGGUCUGUGCUAUGAAUUUCUGCAAGGAACUGCACUGGAGCCUGAGCACAUUCGCAGCCAGCCUGUUUUUAGGCUCAUUGCUAGGCAGCUGGCCAGGUACCACGCCAUACACGCCCAUAAUGGCUGGUUACCCCAGUCUGACCUGUGGCUGAAGAUGGGCAAGUACUUUACUCUCAUCCCCAAAUCCUUCAAGGACCCUGAGCAGAAUGCCAGGUUGAGCAGGGAGGUUCCCAGCGCACGGAGCCUCAGAGAAGAGCUGUUGUGGCUCCAGCAGAGCUUGUCUGUGCUCGGCUCCCCCGUCGUUCUCUGCCACAACGACCUUCUCUGCAAAAACAUCAUCUAUAACCAGAAGGAAGGGAAUGUAAAGUUCAUUGACUACGAGUACACUGGGUACAAUUACCAAGCCUAUGACAUUGGGAACCAUUUCAAUGAGUUUGCUGGCCUGAAUGAAGUGGACUAUAGUCACUACCCUGGGCGGGACUUUCAGCUUCAGUGGCUGCAUUCUUAUCUCGAAGCCUAUAAGGAACACAAAGGCCAAGGUAGUGCAGUCACUGACAGAGAAGUGGAGAGCCUCUAUGUCCAAGUCAACCAGUUUGCCCUGGCUUCUCAUUUUUUCUGGGGUCUCUGGGCUCUGAUUCAGGCCAGAUUCUCCACCAUCGACUUUGACUUCUUGGGAUAUGCAGUCCUGCGGUUUAACCAGUAUUUCAAGAUGAAACCAGAAGCGGCUGCACUAAAAUUACCAGAAUAAAAGCCCGCACCUCCCUCAUCAUCAUCUCCUCUUCGUCCUCAAACCUGCUCUGCACCUCACACGAUGACCUCAGAGUGCCCUCUAGAGGUCCCUGUUGAGAAGAAGCCAGACUCUGAGUCCAGUUUAGUUUCUGAAGAUCCCCUCUAAAGUCCACAUCCAUAAAGACUGAACGGGCAAUGAUAAACACUGUUAAUCAGGAUAAAGCCCAUACUGUCAACAUGGGUGUGUGAAGGACCAAUUUUAAGAUCCGCUAUAAUGUGAAGUCCACUUGGUUAAAUUUAUUUUCAUUAUCAAUUCAGUUGAUAUUUGCAUAUCAGCUUAUUGUAUUUAUAAGCAGCUCUUCAGAUGGCUCAGCUCUGUCUAAGGCAGAGAAGAAGCAUCAUGUGAGCAAAUACAUGGCAACUACAGCA